AUGCAGAGCGACGCGGCAAGGAUCGCAGGAUGUCACCAAACCACUGUGGGAGACGCUUUGUUUGCAUUUGUGCGAGCAUUGAAUAGAAGGGCAGGCCAGUUCAUAUUCUGGCCGCGAGAAGGAGAGAAGAUCGAAAUAAGACGCAAGUUUUACACCAAAUUCGGCCUUCCGGGAGUUGACUGGUGUCAUCGACGGCACUCACUGCCGAAUACAGCGGACCUACCGAAGGAGAAGAGGACUUUGUGUGUCGAAAGGGUUACCACAGUCUUAACGUUGGCGAGAUGGGUAUGCUCGAAAUGGCCCGGAUCAGCACACGACUCACGUGUAUUCAAAACGUCAAUUUUAUACGACCAGUUGAAGAAGGGAGAGCUGGAAGGAGUUCUCUUGGGGGAUUCGGCAUACGCAUCAGAGACGUUUCUGCUCAAGCCACUAGACAGUCCGAGAAACCUGCAAGAGGAAGGGUAUAACCGAGCUGUAUGCUCCGCGCGCACUCGCGUCGAGCAGGCUUUUGGAGUUCUCAAACGACAGUUCCAUAUUUUGCAUGGGGAGUGCAGGUACUCCCCAAGUAAAGCAGCUGAAAUAGUGGUAGCCUGCUGUGUACUCCGAAAUAUAGCGAUAGGUGCCAACGAACCUAGCGACUAUGACGAGUACACAGGGGAACUUCGGCAGGAUGGCGAGGUUCCGUCUGAGCCAUCAACCGAGGCUCCCGAUAGCCGUGCAAUUUCUUUUAUGCGAGACAUAAUUAGCGUUACUUUUGAGAGGAACGGUAUAACCGAGCUGUAUGCUCCGCGCGAGCAGGCUUUUGGAGUUCUCAAACGACAGUUCCAUAUUUUGCAUGGGGAGUGCAGGUACUCCCCAAGUAAAGCAGCUGAAAUAGUGGUAGCCUGCUGUGUACUCCGAAAUAUAGCGAUAGGUGCCAACGAACCUAGCGACGACGACGAGAACGACUAUGACGAGUACACAGGGGAACUUCGGCAGGAUGGCGAGGUUCCGUCUGAGCCAUCAACCGAGGCUCCCGAUAGCCGUGCAAUUUCUUUUAUGCGAGACUUUAGCGUUACUUUUGAGUCCGUUGAUCAGACUCCCAUGGCAUUGAUGUCUUCAGUGAGGCGACUGAUGAAUCUUCUCUUAGCCUAA
Messenger RNA from Ostertagia ostertagi, 1134 nucleotides. Lineage: Eukaryota; Metazoa; Nematoda; Chromadorea; Rhabditida; Trichostrongylidae. The record is from the annotation of a GenBank genome assembly.